Messenger RNA from Ceratotherium simum simum (southern white rhinoceros), 1575 nucleotides. RefSeq names its product dual specificity phosphatase 18 (gene DUSP18). Gene Ontology annotation, biological process: peptidyl-tyrosine dephosphorylation. The record is from RefSeq and is a predicted model, not a curated record. NCBI's taxonomy places the organism in Eukaryota, Metazoa, Chordata, Mammalia, Perissodactyla, Rhinocerotidae. Gene Ontology annotation, molecular function: protein tyrosine phosphatase activity; MAP kinase tyrosine/serine/threonine phosphatase activity. Gene Ontology annotation, cellular component: cytoplasm.
CGCGACGAGGGACCAUUGCUAUGGAAACCAGAGCGCCCGGCCGGCAGGGAUUGUGGCUCUCGGGUCGUGACCCGUCUUGUCUCUCCCUGACACCUUCGGCCAAGGCUUCGUGUGCGAUUGCUUCGUGAACGAACCUGCCCUCCCGCCCGCAGGAGAGAGUUUUCCAUGACGCAGCCUAGCAGAAAGAUGCAGCCUUUAUGCCUCACGGGCCACUGACCCACCAGCCUGAUGACAGCACCCCCGUGUACCUUCCCGGUUCAGUUCCGGCAGCCCUCGGUCAGCGGCCUCUCACAGAUCACUAGCAGCCUGUAUAUCAGCAAUGGAGUGGCCGCCAACAACAAGCUCAUGCUCUCCAGCAACCACAUCACCACGGUUAUCAACGUCUCGGUGGAGGUGAUGAACACCUUAUACGAAGACAUCCAGUACAUGCAGGUGCCUGUGGCCGACACGCCUGUCUCACGUCUCUGUGACUUCUUUGACCCCAUCGCCGACCACAUCCACAGUGUGGAGAUGAAACAGGGCCGCACGCUGCUGCACUGUGCCGCCGGCGUGAGCCGCUCAGCUGCCCUGUGCCUCGCCUACCUCAUGAAGUACCACGCCAUGUCCCUGCUGGACGCCCACACGUGGACCAAGUCCUGCCGGCCCAUUAUCCGGCCCAACAACGGCUUUUGGGAGCAGCUCAUCCACUAUGAGUUCCAGCUGUUUGGCAAGAACACUGUGCACAUGGUCAGCUCCCCUAUGGGGGUGAUCCCUGACAUCUACGAGAAGGAGGUCCGUUUGAUGAUUCCACUGUGAGCCAUCCCACCAGCACCUGCACUGGGGCCAGAGGUGCCGAUCUGCCAUUGAUCCAACACCAAGAUCUGAACUUGAACGUUCUACUUUUGUUGAUGCAGAAAAAUCCAGAUGAUGCCUUUUAUAAGGGCAAGAAAAAAGGAAGAGUACUGCAGCUGUAACCUUGUAAUCCAUAUCUUUAAAGAUUAAACUUACUAAAUGUAAGAUGGUGAAGAUAAGUUUCCUACCCUAUGAUUGACAGGUCCUGGCUACUGGCAAAAGGGGAGGGUGAGGCAGGUGGUGCCCAAGUCAAAUAGACCAAUGCCCAAUGUGUUAUGGCAAGCCUGGAAUCCUGCAGCUCUCCCCAGCCUGACUAACCCAGGAGUGAGUCUGCCACAGUCCCACCUCAUUCUUUUCUAACCCAAAACCAGAACCUUAAGCAUCAUGACACCUCCUGUUCUUCUCACAGUAAAUGCCAACCUACUGGGUAAGUGGCCUUCAACCGGUACUCCAGGAGCCCUGGGGGCCCCAGGACAACCCUGCUUCCACCUCCAGCCACAGGGACCCAACCCUGGUUUUCUAGAUUGGAUUUACUUAUAAGAUAGUUUUCAAAGAAAGCAUUCCACUAUAUAAAAUUUUUUAAAAAUAUUUUUUUGAGUGCUGUUGUACUUGGCCUCAAAGUGCCCUUGGUGAUGGCCUACCAGCCUUUGAUGAAAUGUGGCAUUAGUCUCCUUCUCUGGGGCACAUGUGGAGAGCUGGCCUGACAUAGGCCCCCCUCUAACAGGCCUUCGCUCGGAAGGCUGG